Molecule: messenger RNA, 1854 nt
Organism: Fopius arisanus
Lineage: Eukaryota; Metazoa; Arthropoda; Insecta; Hymenoptera; Braconidae
Gene: emp
Product: scavenger receptor class B member 1-like
Exons: 5
Coding region: 1-1320 (439 amino acids)
Cellular component (GO): membrane; cytoplasm
Molecular function (GO): scavenger receptor activity
Source: RefSeq, a predicted model, not a curated record
AUGUCUGUCUAUGUCACAGUCCGAUUACCCAGAAGUGAUUCUGCAUCUGCAAUUUCCAUAUCAACCCGUGUGCAACGCUCCGUCGACUCGUCUAAAUCGAUGAUGAUGUUCGUGAUAUCCAAGAGAAGGGGGCAAAUAGUGGAAUCAACAUUGUUACAUGUAUCAAAAGAACUAUCGAGUGGAUCGGAAGAUGAUCUCGUGGUGGUACCAAACGUGCCAAUGCUAUCAGCAACGAGUCAAUCCCGUCAUGCAGCCCGUUUUCUGCGUCUCGCGAUGGCAUCGAUAAUGGAUAUCCUGAAGAUAAAGCCCUUCGUCGAGGUCUCAAUUGGUCAACUCCUCUGGGGCUACGAGGAUCCUCUCCUCAAGCUCGCCAAAGAUGUCGUUCCAAAGGAACAAAAAUUGCCGUACGAUCAGUUUGGCCUUCUCUACGGCAAAAACGGCACUCAUCCCGAUACCUACACCAUCUUCACUGGUGCUACUGAUAUCACUAAAUAUGGACUGGUUGAUCGAUUCAAUGGGAAGAAUAGUAUUGGACAUUGGACAACUCCAGAGUGUGAUACACUGCUCGGUGGUGAUGGCAGUAUUUUUCCACCGCAUAUUACCAAACAAACUCUUCUCAAGAUCUUCGACAAGGACCUCUGCAGAACUCUACCGCUCGUUUUCAAGGAGGAAGUUAUGACGAAUGGAGGAGUUCCCGGCUACCGUUUUACCCCACCAAAGGAUGUAUUUACAUCACCUGACAAGAAACCCUCUCAGUCGUGCUUCUGUCCAGGAGGUCCACCCUGUGCUCCAGAGGGAACUUUCAAUGUAUCCCUCUGCCAAUACGACUCACCUGUCCUCAUCAGCUUUCCCCACUUUUACCUGGCCGAUCCUGCAUUACGAGAAGCCGUAAUCGGUAUUUCACCACCAGAGGAAGAGAAACACGCUCUGUACAUCGAUGUUCAGCCACUGAUGGGGACAACCCUGAGAGCACGAGCUCGUGUUCAGAUCAAUCUUGCUGUGAGCCAAGUCAGGGACAUCAAACAGGUCGCCUCCUUCCCAGACAUAAUUUUCCCCAUUAUGUGGUUCGAGGACGCUGUUGAUGGGCUGGAGUCAGAAGUGAUAUCGUUGAUGAAAAUCGCAGUGGAUGUACCUCCAAUAGCUCGUGCAGCAAUUUCCGGGGCCCUAGCAGCUAUCGGUGUAAUAGUUCUGGUUGGAGCCCUUUUCUGUUUAGCGAGAGCAGCAAAACGUCAAGAGAAACUCCACCUCAGCAAUCCUCUGCCUCCAGGUGCCACCACGAAACAAGGAAAUCUCAAUCCUGCCUUCCAGGGUCCAAAGUAAACCCCAAAUAAAUGAAAUCCAAUGAUUAAGUCAAUACGAAACAGUACGAAAGACAGACUGGACUAUGGAAAGGGGAAAAUUGUGGAUUACCACUGGAAUUAUCAUGCAAUUGUUUGCGAAAUAAUUUUUUGUGCAAUUAUCGUGGGAAAGGUGAGUGAUUGCGGGAUGUACCACGACGAGACGUAAAGUGAAAGCUGAAGGGGAGGAAAGUUACGAACACGAGUCAUUCCUCCCUCUUCAAAUCCUUUACUCCUCGUUAUUUCAUAUCUCUAUUCCAACGAUUCUACUGGCUGAAAUACAUAUGGCGAGAUCAUUAGUCGUUGUAGGUCGGGGUCAAGAGAUUAAUGAAAUCUAUAAAUGGAAAAUGUUUUUUCUGUUUUUAUUUUACUACAUUAGGAAAUUCCGAAAUGACUCUCGUAUCGCUGAUAACAAUUUUUUAAAUGUCUUUUUUUUUGUCCGAUUUAAUAAACUGUGACGCAGAAAAAUUCCCGAUGAUUUCAUUGCGAUGAGAAUAAACAGAAAUUGACUUCCGAA